Molecule: messenger RNA, 860 nt
Organism: Seminavis robusta
Lineage: Eukaryota; Bacillariophyta; Bacillariophyceae; Naviculales; Naviculaceae
Source: the annotation of a GenBank genome assembly
AUGAUCAAGCCAAGUAUCUUCCUUGUUGGAGCCUCUCUAUCUCAGCUCUUUUUCAUUCUCAUUUCCCAGACCAGUGGAUACAUCGUUGACAGCGAUGUUAACAUCAAGGUCAGGCCCUUCCAUCGGAGUCCAAUCAAGCAAGCAGCUGCAGCAACUGCAUUGCAGUUGCCAUCACAACAAAAAUCCAAGUCUGUUGCCCUGGAUCCAUCACAGUACAAUGCAGCACGAAUCAAACGAGGUCAACAGUUCUUUCAGGACAAUAUGGUUGCCAUUGCCAAUUCAUGGGGCAUCAUCAUUGUUGCAGGCUUUGCUGACACCGAAAUGGCUAGUGCCCUUCUUUCUACCAAGGCAACAGAUACUGCAGAGAAGGCCCAAAAGCGGUACAUACGGACUUUCCAAGACUUGUUGUACUGGCACACUCAAGACCUAUUUGACCCCAGAUCUCCAGCCGUGAGACAACUCGGGGCUGUCAAAUCAAUGCACAAUCGUGCAGCUGCUUCGAUUGUUGCCAAGGCCAACAACAAAUCAUCCAAGUGUCCCUUUUCAUCAGCAGCACGCAACCUUGUCAAAUUGACUUGUCCUCACACUAGUGGCACAAAAGGACCAUCAAACCAAGCAGAGUUCAUUCAGUCAGUCAUGGCCAGAACACAAGCUUCGUUUGUCGCCAUGGUGGUCACAAAUCCAAAGAGUUUUGGAAUUUAUGACCAGCGUGGACUGGAAGACUUUGUUUAUUUGUGGUGGGCUCUUGGAAAGGAGCUGGGAAUAGAGGACGAGUACAAUAUGUGCUCCAGCCUUGCCACUGCCAAGAAGUUUGUGGCUGACGAGUACACAACGAACACAGCUCCUGCAUUGGCAGCAUU